AUAUAAAAUUUGACAUUUGAGUUUGUCAGCACUUUUUUCGUGUUCACCUGGAGCCCACGAUUUCAAUUUUUUCGAAUUCGUAGUGGACAUUCGUAUUCGAAAGAUUUCUUCGACGGGUUCUAUGAUAGGGCUGCAUAUAAUGGGUAUUUGAAAUUUACCAUGAAGCGAUGAUGCCAUUUGUAAAAACAACAAAAUUUCAGUAAUGGCCUUCAAUUUUUCCGAGCGACACAAGCAAAUCGAUAGGGCCGUCGAGGUAAAUCCGGAAAAAACUCGAAAGCUCUGGAGCUCUCUGAGUCGAGAGCAGGACAGAAGAGCUGCAAUACUAGAGUCACUUCGCGCCGGAAAAAGCCCUAAAGAGAUAAUUGAGUGGUUUGGCUACAAAAAGACAGAACACUGGAUGGACCGCGUGGCUGCUGGAAGAGAAUAUGUGUUUCAGCAGGAAGCCGCAUCUACUCACAAGGCAAAGAAGACUCAGGCUUGGCUCCAGAACAACCUACCCUACCACUGGUCACCAGAUUUUUGGCCACCUUCAAGCCCAGACUGCAAUCCUCUUGAUUAUUACGUGUGGGGCACAGUUGAAGCAAAAGUUAACGCGAAGCCUCAUAACACUAAGGACGCUCUGAAGACAACUAUCGAGGAAGUGAUGACCACAAUGGACAAAGGGGAGGUAACUCGCGCAUGUGGGCGCUUCAGGUCCACGUUGGAGCAGGUAAUUGCACGAGAUGGAGGUUACAUUGAAUAAUUUUCAACUAUGAUAUGUGUACUCCCAUUAUACAAAG
This is a messenger RNA of Anastrepha ludens (Mexican fruit fly), 779 nucleotides long. RefSeq lists its product as uncharacterized. The coding region runs from base 203 to 742 and encodes 179 amino acids. The record is from RefSeq and is a predicted model, not a curated record. Gene Ontology annotation, molecular function: nucleic acid binding. NCBI's taxonomy places the organism in Eukaryota, Metazoa, Arthropoda, Insecta, Diptera, Tephritidae. The transcript is spliced from 2 exons.